GCAGUUCAGAGUGGAACUUCCUCACUUACGAAAGUCAAGAUGCUCACUCUAAAGAACAUGUCCUUCAAGGCUGGUCAGGAGCUGAAGAUCACUGGCAAGGCCACGUCAGGCACUGGGUUUUCCAUUAACAUCGGUCACAGCGAGGAUAAUCUGGCUCUCCACUUUAACCCGCGCUUCUCCGAACAUGGGGACAAUCAGACCAUCGUGUGCAACUCCAAGAAAGAAGGCACCUGGCAGGGGGAGCAGAGGGAGAGCGCUUUCCCCUUCCGUCCCCAUGAGGAGUUCAAGAUCACUAUGGAAUUCAGUAACCAGGAGUUUCAUAUCAAGCUUCCUAGCGGCCACAAGAUGCAGUUUCCCAACCGCUUUGGCGAUAAGAAGUUCAAGCACAUCCAUGUCACUGGAGAUGUCAAGAUCCAAGGUAUCGAUAUCCAUUGAGGAUACCAACCACAUGUGCCACCUAUAGGUCAAUGUUAUAAUGCUUGGCCUCAGUGCGCAGUGCCUUAAUGUAUAUUGCUGUUAAUCUUUUGGUUACAAGUGAUUUGAAAAACAAAAGAAAAACACCUCAGCUAAGAGAACAUUUUUGAUUGACUGAUAUGAAUAUCAAACCACAAAAUAAACAAUGUUUAGCAUUUUGCCUAUAAUUGUCUCCUUCAAAUAUUUGAUGUCACAAAAGGAAAAAAAUGAUCAUGAGCUUUAUGUUCAAAAUCUGCACUUUUAUCCUAACUAACUGGCUCAAGUCUGUCUGUACUUCCCUGAGUUAAUUGUUUCCAUCAGUAUUCUGUGUGCAUAUACAUGUUCAGAACUCUGUGUUGUACAUUUUGUGGGAUCAUCUAUAUUAUGAAAAUGUACAGGACUUGUUUGGGCCGUGUUUGCACAGCAAUAUACAGCAGUGAGUUGGCUAACCAAAAUGAUGUUGGAUGUCUUUAUGAUUAAUCCAUUAGUAUAGAAAUUUAAAAUACAAUAUUAUUGUCACAUUUUGCUAUUGAAAGAUCAUUGAGUGGUCUUCACCCAACUUCACAUCAUUACUCAGUACAAAGGCUUGUCAUGGAUUCAAAUGUACAGGUCAACACUUUGUCUUGAGUUUGUUUUCAUUUAUUUUUGAUAAAUGCAUCUGUUAAAUUUGCAGCAAACUAUGUUUUCAUCCAUUAACAACACAUGUGUAACUAA
This is a messenger RNA of Alosa alosa (allis shad), 1167 nucleotides long. RefSeq names its product beta-galactoside-binding lectin-like. The transcript is spliced from 4 exons. Gene Ontology annotation, molecular function: galactoside binding; carbohydrate binding; laminin binding. Bases 40 to 435 code for a protein of 131 amino acids. NCBI's taxonomy places the organism in Eukaryota, Metazoa, Chordata, Actinopteri, Clupeiformes, Clupeidae. The record is from RefSeq and is a predicted model, not a curated record.